Aspergillus nidulans FGSC A4 is the source of this 2307-nucleotide messenger RNA. RefSeq lists its product as uncharacterized. NCBI's taxonomy places the organism in Eukaryota, Fungi, Ascomycota, Eurotiomycetes, Eurotiales, Aspergillaceae. The record is from RefSeq and is a predicted model, not a curated record. The transcript has 4 exons. Gene Ontology annotation, cellular component: nucleus. Bases 1 to 2307 code for a protein of 768 amino acids. Gene Ontology annotation, biological process: DNA biosynthetic process; DNA transposition; chromatin remodeling. Gene Ontology annotation, molecular function: endonuclease activity; hydrolase activity; nucleic acid binding.
AUGAAGGGUCGAGUUGUUGUCGACAUCCGGCAUCUCAACUCGAUAUCAGAGCCCGACCUGUAUCCAGUUCCGUCCCAAGAAGAGAUCCUGAAUAUGCUUCGAGGAAAACGCUAUAUUACAGUUGUCGAUGCAAAACAAUGCUUCCACCAAUGGCCCGUACAGCCAGAACACCGACGAAGAUUGGCAGUUAUAAGCCAUCGAGGUCAAGAGGUAUUCAAUGUGGCUAUCAUGGGCUAUGUUAAUUCGGUGGCCUUCGUACAACGUCAAAUGGACCUUACACUACAUGAAUUUGCUGAUUUCUGCAGAUGUUAUAUCGACGAUAUAGUUAUAGCUUCGGCAACCUUUGACGAACACCUUUCUCAUCUGCAUCAGGUUUUUGCCCGCCUGCAAUCUCUAAACCUAUCCCUGGAUCCCAAGAAGAGCUUUAUUGGAUACCCGUCCGUACAACUGCUCGGUCAGCAUGUUGACGCCUUUGGCUUAACUACGGAUAAAGAGAAGAUCGCGGCCAUUCAGCGCCUUCGAUUUCCAGAGACAUUACGCCAAUUAGAAUCCUACCUUGGCGCCCCUAAAGGUGGCAAGGACUGCAAGGAUUGGUCUGUCAAGGCAAAGCUCUCUAAGCCAACAUACCAGGAAUUAGCAGCCUAUCAGAAACUGCAAGCAGAGUUCGCCUGUCCCCGAUUCCUGACACAUCAUGACCCAAAUCAACAGCUCUAUGUGGACCUCGAUGCUUCGGCAGAUGGACAUGGGGCCAUGGUCUACCACAUCAAACCAGACUAUGCUCAUGCAGACCUGACCAAACCGCCAGUACAAACCGUCAUACAGCCGUUCAACCUUCGGAUCCAUCAUCGUCCAGGAAACACGAAUCUCGUUGCGGACGGCCUUUCUCGCCUACCACAUGAAAAUGGCAAGCCGAAAGAAGGAGACAUGGAUCUUGAUGAGCUCUUGGAGCAUUGUUUAUUUGCCCCUAUAUCCCAUUGUUGGCUUGGAAUCUCUGAGGUGCAUCUUAACCCUGACUUUAUGAAACGUAUUAAGCAGGAAUAUCGAAACGACACGCGUUGUUCAGCCAUAUGCCGGGUUCUUCGUGAUACCAAACUUCAACAAGGAUCCCAAAGGCCUCAUGAUAUGCCUUACAAGCUUGACAACGGCCUUCUGUUUCUCCUAAAGGACUCCGGCGAGUCAUGGCUUGUUAUACCAAGAGGCUUGAACCAAGAAGUCUUCCAGAUGAUUCAUGACAACCAGGGGCAUUGCAGGCUCGACACGGCGAUCGCCAAAAUGCAGGGCUUAGCACUUUAUAAAGGUGUACGACAACUCCGAAAAUAUAUACAGACGUGCCCAUGCCGAUUAUCAUCAAUCCCCCAUCACAAGCCUUAUGGAUGCCUCAACCCAAUCCGUACGCCGGAUAGUCUCUACCAGAUACUUACCAUGGACUUUAUGGUGAGCUUGCCAACUACCAACAAGGGAAAUGACCAGAUCUUAGUAGUUGUCGACAAAUUCUCCAAACAAAUAGGCUUAGUACCGGGCUCGUCGAGAUGGGAUGCUGCACAAUGGGGAGAGGAACUGAUAUUAUUUAUGCAGACCGCCGAUUGGGGCUUACCAAUCCGAAUCAUCUCUGAUCAGGAUCCCCGGUUUGUUGCUGGGUUAUGGAGAGGGAUGUUUCAAGCUCUAGGGGUCUUAUGGCUCUAUUCCACUGCAUGGCAUCCCCAAACAGAUGGUCAGACAGAGCGAUCAAUUCAGGUGGUCGAGACUGAUGCGCCAUCAGCUCGUACUGGAACCGAAGUUGCAGGGCUGUUGGGAGCGUCUACUGCUGCCUAUCCAAGCAGCAUUAAACAGCUCAAAAAAGACUUCAACCGGGGCGAAAAGGUCCUGUUACGGCUUCAUAAAGGAUAUAACAUACCCGCCAACAAGCGCCUUAGCCGGAAGCUAGGACAGCAGUUUGCCGGACCUUUUAAAGUACUACAACGCGUUGGUAAGGUUGCCUAUAAGCUGGACUUUCCUUCGAAGCUUCAAAUACACCCCGUCGUGUCAAUCUCACAGCUCGAACCUUUCAUGGAGGAUCCUUACGGACGAUGGCCCGAUAAGCCUGGCCCAACGAUCGAUGAGAACUUUCCGGAUGACGAUGAUCGAUAUGAGGUCGAACGCAUUGUCGACCGAAAGCCCCAUUUGGUCGGACGUAAACGGAAACCAGUUAUCAAAUACCUUGUACGAUGGAAGGGCUACGGCAGCGAGGAUGAUUGGUGGCUCACGAAAGAGCAGCUAGAGGGAGCGGAGGAGCUUGUUCAUGAUUACAAUAAAAAUCAUCCUUUCUGA